AUGAGUUCCGACUACUCGUACGACGCCGAGGCGCAAUUCUACCCCUUCUUCAUCCUCGCCAUCACCAGCAUCAUCACCUUGCCGCUCGGCUACACCCUCGUCUUCCCCUCCAAGGACAUUGAAGCAAAGGCCCCGCGCAUCCAGAGCGACUUUAAGCCCGAGCAUGUCGACCUCAUCGACAAGCAGCGCAAAGCGCACGAGAAGAAGCAGCGCCGCAUCGUGCGCGUCAUUGCCGUCCUCAUCGGCCUCGCCGUCAUGGCCGGCAUGAUCUACCUCAUUAUCCACACACAGAGCGUCACACAAAAGAUCUGGAACCCAUAUGAUAUUCUCGGUAUCUCUGACUCUGCCGACGAGAAGACAAUUAAGAAGGUCUACAAACAGCUUUCAAGAAGACUGCACCCCGACAAGGUCAAGCCCGACCCGGCCAAGAACGAGACCAUCGAGUCCCUCAACAACGCCUACGUCGAGAUUUCAAAGGCCUACCAAGCCCUCACCGACGAGGAGAUCCGCAACAACUACAUCCAGUAUGGACACCCCGACGGAAAGCAGAGCUUCAGCAUCGGUAUUGCACUCCCCCAGUUCAUCAUCUCGGACGGCAACGGCAAGUUCGUUGUUCUCGCCUACACACUCCUCCUCGGUGUUCUCCUGCCUUACCUGGUUGGCUCCUGGUGGUACGGAACUCAGCGCAUGUCCAAGGAUGGCGUGCUUCUUGAGAGCGCCAACAACCUAUUCCGCGCGUAUGACGAGAACGUUGACGAGGGUGGCGUUGUUACUGCCCUCAGCAGUGGCAAGGAGUUCGAUGCUGUUCUGAAGGGCGACAAGGCCGAGUCUGGCCUCUCCAAGCUCGAGUCCAAGCUCCAGGCCAACGCCGAACAGGCUGGUGUCUCCCAAAAGGACAAGCAAGCUCUCGAGGACCUCGACAGCGGGGUGCGCCGCAAGGCUUUGGCUCUCCUGAGAUCUUACCUCGGCCGUGUCGAGCUCGAGGACGCCGCCCUCGACAGCGCAAAGUACGAAGUUGCUCCCAUCGCCCACGCCCUCACCCGAUCCUUCUCUGCCAUCGCCCAAGCGUACGGUAACACUGGUCCCAUUCUGGCCGCAUACUCUACCAGCCAGCACCUUAUCCAGGCUCUCCCGCCCAAGGCCUCUCCUCUCCUUCAGCUUCCUCACUUCACCCAGGACAUCGUUCGUCAGGUCGAGGGAGGCGACUCCAAGGUUCACAUUUCCCUCCAGCAGUUCAUGGAUCUGCCCGAUGAGCUUCGCAGAAACCUGGUGGUCCGCAACAACCUCCUUACUGAGGCCCAGUACAAGUCUGCCGUCAAUGUCGCUCAACAACUGCCCCAGCUCCGCGUUGCCAAGGCCUUCUUCAAGGUUACCGGCGAGCGAUUCAUCAUCCCCUCCUCUCUCGUUACCCUCGUUGUCAAGGGCCGCAUUAUCCCGCCUGGCAGCGAAAAUGUGCCCGAGGUCAACGAGCUGGACCUGGAAGACAUUGACCCCGCCGAAGACGACCUUGAGGCCUACCUUGGCCGCAAGAAGAAGACUAUCAAGGGUCCCGACGGCAAGCCUAUCCCUGUUGACGACAAGCCUAUUCUGCCUCCUCUCGCCCACGCUCCUUACUUCGCCCGCGAUCACGCCCCCAAGUGGUACGUUUUCUUGACCGACUCUAAGCAGGGCAAGAUGGCUGUUCCACCCUUCACCUUCACCCAGUUCGACCAGCCCAUCUUUGGCGACGACGGCAAGCCCACCUUCAACAUGCAAACCCUCAAGGCUCAAUUCGCCGCUCCUCCCCAGGCUGGUCACUACACAUUCGUUAUGCACGUCGUAUGCGACAGCUACGUUGGAUUCGAUACAAAGAUGGAGGUUACGCUUGUUGUCGAGGAGGCAAACAAGGCGGCAGCAAUGGUUGCCGAGGAUGAUAUCAGUGAGCCCGAUGAAGACUCGAUAGCCGGUCAGAUGCAGGCUCUCAAGGGCGGCAGCGUACCGGGCGCCACCAAGCCCCGCAGGAAAGAUGACGAUGACUCGGACGAGGAGAGUGGUACGGACGACGAUGUCCAGGACGACACGAGCGAGACGAAUACCGAUACAGAGGAUGAGUCAUGA
Colletotrichum abscissum is the source of this 2097-nucleotide messenger RNA. Its product is annotated as DnaJ domain-containing protein. Gene Ontology annotation, molecular function: transmembrane protein transporter activity; RNA binding. Gene Ontology annotation, cellular component: Sec62/Sec63 complex. The transcript is spliced from 3 exons. The coding region runs from base 1 to 2097 and encodes 698 amino acids. The record is from RefSeq and is a predicted model, not a curated record. Gene Ontology annotation, biological process: SRP-dependent cotranslational protein targeting to membrane; post-translational protein targeting to endoplasmic reticulum membrane. NCBI's taxonomy places the organism in Eukaryota, Fungi, Ascomycota, Sordariomycetes, Glomerellales, Glomerellaceae.